AUGUUAGCUAUUGAUAAUUCACCUUCAAAUCAUACUACUCAUCAUUCCAGUUAUACUCAAGUGGAAGAUUUUUCCACUGAAGUAAUAUCACUUGCUAAUAGUGAAAUGACUAUUGAAAGUAGAUAUCAACCAACACCAACAACAACAACAACAACAACAACAACAACAAAUAUAGCUCCACAGUUGCAAGAACAACAAGAACACACACCUCUUAUUUCAAAUCCUUCUUCCCAAUUUCAAACAAAAUUCCAACCACAACCACAACCACAACCACAACCACUACAACAACAGAAAGUAUCAUCAUCAACAUCAGCUCUUAAAAAGGCAUCAUCUCUUUUCAAACUAAAUACAAACUCACAAUCACGUAAUAAAAAGCAUAUCAAUAAUCAACAACCACAACCACAACCACAACCACAACUACAACCACAACCACAACUACAUUCACAAUCACAACAUUCACCUACAUCUCCAAGAACUUUAGCUAGUAUUACUUCCCGACAAUCAACACCAACACCUUCAAACUCCUCAUCUCGUCCAAACUUGAAAAGUUUACUACGAAUUGGUUCAUUUUCCAAUAAUCAACCUCAUAUUCAUUCUACCAAUCCUCAUGUCAAAAAUCCUUCCAUAACAGCUCUUGAAGGAGAAAUUGAAGUUAAAAUUGAUGAAGAAGGAGAGGAGGAGGAAGAGGAAGAAGAGGAAGAAGAGGAAGAAGAAGAUGAUGAAAUUGCUUAUUUAUCUGAUCUGGAAUCUGAUCUUAAUUAUGAUCCUAAAUCUGAAGAAUCACAUGAAGAUUAUCGAACUGGUGGUUAUCAUCCUGUUUCUAAAGGAGAAAUUUAUUAUUCGAAAAAAAUACCUAAUCGAGAAUAUAUUAUUUUACGUAAAUUAGGUUGGGGACAUUUUUCUACGGUUUGGUUAGCUAAAUCAAGAUAUAAUGGUACUUUAUUACUGAAUGAUUUAGAAUCAUCAUCAAUAUCAGUACCAGUACCAGAUACUGAUGAAUAUUAUGUGGCGAUUAAAUUUGUUAAAUCAAAUAAAAAUUAUAUUGAAGCGGCAAGAGAUGAAAUUAAAAUUAUGAAUAUAUUAAAUGAUCCAAUUCAUAAUAAUCAUCAUAUCCCAAAUAAAAAUAUUUUAUAUUUUAAAAAUGAUAAUAAAUCACAUCCUGGUUAUAAUCAUGUAAUGCAAUUGAAAGAUGAUUUUGAAAUUUCUGGACCUAAUGGAAUUCAUAUAUGUAUGGUGUUUGAAAUUUUGGGUGAAAAUGUUUUAAAUUUAAUUUAUCGUUAUAAAAGAUUAUAUCGUAAUAUCAAUUCUGAAAUUAAACGUAAAGAAAGUGCUGAAGAAAGUGAUGGAAGCCAACAACAACAACAACAACAACAACAACAACAACAGCAAAUGAAAUUUAGUAAAUGGGAUACUAAAAAUUGGAAGAAAAGUACUAAAUCAAUGCUUAGUUUAGGUCUUCACAAUAAGAAAGAUACCCAUAAGAAUAAUGACAAUAACAAUAAUGAUACAAGUAAUAAUAAUAAUAAUAAUAAUAAUAAUAAUAAUAAUAAUAAUAAUAAUAAUAAUAAUUUCACAAUAAAUAACAAUAACAAUAACAAUGGUACUGGACAAACAUCAAUAACUACUGCAUCAUCAUCAUCAUUAAAUUCAAAUCCUCAAGAAGAUUUUUUAAUUGAAUCUUCAAUAUCAAAUCAAGAUAAUGAAUCAACUACAACUGUAGAUUCAUGGGAAGAUGAUUUAGAUAAAAAAAUCAAAUCAUUAAAUUCUCAAUCAUUAAUGAAAUUAAUUGAAACUUCAAAAACUGUUGGAGGAAUUCCAUUACAUAUUGUUAAACAAAUUGUUAAACAAAUGUUAUUAGCUAUUGAUUAUAUGCAUCAUUGUGGAGUUAUUCAUACUGAUUUAAAACCAGAAAAUAUUUUAAUUGAUAUUAAAGAUAUAAAUAAAUUAAUUCGUACUAUUGAAGAUGAAAAAUUAUCUAAAUUUAGAGCUAGUUUAUCAAGUAGAAAAGCAUCAUUAAUGAGUACAUGUUCAAGAACCACAACUGCAACCACAACUGCAACCACCACCACCACAACAACAACAACUAGAAGAAGAAGAAGAAGUCUGAGUAAACAAAUAAAUCAACAUUAUCAUAAUCAACAACAACAACAACAACAACAACAACAACAACAAAAAUCUAAUUGUUGUUCAUCUUCAUGUCAUAUAAGAACAUUAUCAACAACUUCAAAUAGUUCACAACAAUCAUCAUAUUUUUAUAAAAAACUGAAAAAUUCAAUUGUUGGUAAAUAUGAAUCACCAAUUAGAUGUUCUAAACCAUUAAGUUCAUCAAUAUCAUCUGAUUCAAUAUUUAAAGAUGUAAAUUUUAAUUGUUGUGAAUCUAAACCAAGGAAAAAAUCUAUUUCUAAAGCCAUUAGUCCAAGAAAUUUUUCAUUCUUUGAUUAUAACAACAACAAAAAAGAUCAAGAUCAAAAUCAAGAAUUAAUUGAUGAUAAUACUAAUAAUAUAUCGAUUAAAAUUGCUGAUUUAGGUAAUGCAACAUUUGUUGAUGAACAUUUUACUAAUCAAAUACAAACUAGACAAUAUCGAUCACCAGAAAUCAUUUUAAAAUAUAAAUCUUGGGGGUCACUGACUGAUUUAUGGUCAAUUGGUUGUAUAAUAUUUGAAUUAAUUACUGGAGAUUUUUUAUUUGAUCCUCAUGAUGGGAAAUUUUUUGAUAAAGAUGAAGAUCAUUUAGCUCAAAUUGUUGAAUUAUUAGGUGAAUUUCCUAAUGAUAAUUAUUUAUUAAAUUGUAAAUUAACUGGGAAAUUUUUUAAAUUAAAUCAACUGAAAAUUAUUUUUAAAAAUAUUGAUCAAUUGAAAAUUUGGAAAUUAAAAGAUGUUUUAAUUGAAAAAUAUAAAUUUAAUAAAAAUGAUUAUGAAGUUGAUUUAAUUUGUGAUUUGAUUUUAAAAUGUUUAAAAUAUGAUUUAAAUGAAAGAUAUGAUGCUAAUUCUUUAUUAAAACAUCCUUGGUUUAAUAAUAGUACUACUACUACUACUACUACUAGUGGUGGUGGUGGUGGUGUUGGUGUUGGAUUGGAAAAUAUAUUGAAGAAUUUACCAAAUUGUCAUGAUGAUUUACCAGGUUAUACUUGUGAAUGUAAAAUAUAA
Molecule: messenger RNA, 3147 nt
Organism: Candida dubliniensis CD36
Lineage: Eukaryota; Fungi; Ascomycota; Pichiomycetes; Serinales; Debaryomycetaceae
Exons: 1
Coding region: 1-3147 (1048 amino acids)
Biological process (GO): spliceosomal complex assembly; regulation of mRNA processing; protein phosphorylation
Molecular function (GO): ATP binding; protein kinase activity
Source: RefSeq, a predicted model, not a curated record